Messenger RNA from Corticium candelabrum, 1903 nucleotides. RefSeq names its product gametogenetin-binding protein 2-like. Gene Ontology annotation, cellular component: cytoplasm; nucleus. The transcript is spliced from 13 exons. NCBI's taxonomy places the organism in Eukaryota, Metazoa, Porifera, Homoscleromorpha, Homosclerophorida, Plakinidae. Bases 57 to 1721 code for a protein of 554 amino acids. The record is from RefSeq and is a predicted model, not a curated record.
CACACUUCUUUACAACAGUGCAGUGUAAACGGUAAUUUCGCCGUGAAAGGUUGGUCAUGGUCGACGCAUGUAUUAGCGAGGAGCGCAUUGGUGAUGACGUGUACCGUCGUCAAAUGCCUUUGUACGUAGAAGACAACCUUACGUUGAUGGUGGAAAUUCCGAAGACGGUGAUUCCGACAGGAAGAGUGCGCAAGGCAGAGAUUCACAGGUUUUGUAAGUGUAAAUAUGAGAGUCUGACUGCGGACGAUUUGAGGACGGUAGUGAGAGUGCCCGAAGAAAGUGUGUUUGAUUUUCUGGCAGGGACUGUGUCUUGUGUAGGCUGUAGAAAGAGUAUGGAACAGUUGUAUGGCCAUUUGAAGGAAUCAGGCUUGCCUGCUUUGGAGCCUAUUCGUGUGACACAGUCAGGAGAGCUUUCGCUUCAUCAGUCAUACUUGUCUGAUCCAAGGAAGUUUUAUGCUCUGUUCUAUUUGCAAAGAAACUGUCUGAAUGAAAUGGUUGAAAAUAGUCACAAGUGUAAACGCAACAAACGUUGCAGCUAUCAUUCCCUUGAUUCACACAAACUGAAAUUACCAAUUUGUUGGUUGGAUGUGUGGGAUCUUCUUUCUCAGGAUUGUCGAGAGGAAGUUUGUCUUAUUGAUUCUGACGAUCUACUAGCAACAGUACAGAGCUACUUGCUCAAGCAUCGAUUUUGUUCUCAGUGUAAGACCAAGGUCCUUAGAGCAUACUCGGUUCUCACCGAUGGUCUACACACCAUGGCAGACAAAGGUUGCAAUGCUUCACUUUACAAAGACCUUCGAGUUUGUCCUGAAGCACACCAUAUUCAUGUGGCUUGUAACACAGGUUAUAUAUCUCAGCUACUUGACAUAGCAGACACGACAGUUCAGAGUGCAUCUGUUAUGAGGCACGCCAAGACCAUGUGCGUUGCACAGGAAGAGGUUCUCAAUUGCAUCGGAAUUCAUCUAUGGCAACGUCUCAAUCGCGUAUGGCAAAAGCUGAAAACUGAAGAGCAAACAUGGCACAUGUUGUUUUUUGCCAGCAUUGAAGUUAUUAAGAAUCGAUUUGAGGUUGCUGUGGAAGCGAAGCGGGGUGUUUCUAGUCUUGAACUACUUGUCAACGAAUUCAAGGAAGAAGAGGAUGCAAAGGAAAGACGUCGUGAGCACAAGAGAUUGAAAAAGAAGCAGAAGCGUGCAAUUAAAUCUAGACCUUCUCUGCCAACAUCAUGUCGUGUAUCAGCUGUACAUGGACAGCUUGAUGUGGGCAUGCCUAAUGACUCUGAAUUAUUGGAAGAAAAUAGUGUUUUGUUUGUGAAUGGCAUAUGCAGCAGAUCUGAAGAUUGUGUAUGUUGUCAUGGCCUGGGAGAUGAUGACUCUUCUUCUGAAUCAUGUGGCCCUCGUGAGAAUGGACCUUCCCAGGAUAUUGCCCAUCUAGUUGGUGGCGAAGCAAGAGAGAGAGAUGAUGUCAUUGGUGGCUGUUUAACAGAUCAAUACUGCGACAGUACUGCAUGUGUGCAUGGUAUCGAUGUUGUGCAAUUGAGUGGAAAGUGUGCAUCAGAAUGUCGCUGUCUGGAUGACGAUUUGAUUCAAGAGGAAGACGAAAACGUCUAUUUUAUUCCACAGGAAGACAUCAAUGCAUUUAUUGCCAACAAGCAAGAACUUGAAACGUUACGUAAAGAAUUCAGAGCAAAGUUGAAAAAGAACUUCCUGUUGUUCUUGAGAAAGUAAUAUCUAGUGCCACAAGUUUGCUUCAGUGCUUCCAAUUUUACAACAAUCCAAUGUAUAACAAUACAGCCUUUAUGACCACAGACUAGAAUGUUAUAGAGAGUGAUGCCACCAGACAUUACCAGACGACUAGAACCGCCACACAACCGUAAAAACACUCUGGACACACUCACCGCUAACGCAAA